GUGCGCGGAGCUUCGCCUGGCACCCCUCACUUUCCUGUGGGAUGGGCCUUUGCCGGCCUCUGGAGCAGCUGCUUCUCACAUUUGAAGUGAACCCCGGUGCUCCCCGGCCCGAGCGCCUUCAGGGCUCCUGAUGUUGGGGUCGGACUGUGGCCACUAAGCAGAAACCCCGAAAGAGGCGCAGAAAUGCUCCUGUCGUUGAAAAGUGCCCCCAGACCCUCCCUGGACCUUCUCCGGGGCCUGCCCCCUGCCUCGGCGGUUCUUCCGGCGCCGGGCCGGGUUUCCCCUCGGGCCGGUAUUUCUUGUGGUCGCAUUCAAAUACCAGUUUUAGGAAGACUUGGGACCUUUGAAACUCAGAUCCUACGAAGAGCUCCUUUUAGAACUUUUACAGAAACACCAGCAUAUUUUGCCUCAAAAGAUGGGAUAAGUAAAGAUGGCUCUGGAGAUGGAAAUAAGAAAUCAGUGAGUGAGGGAAGCAGUAAGAAAUCUGGCUCUGGGAAUUCUGGGAAAGGUGGAAACCAGCUGCGCUGUCCUAAAUGUGGCGACUUGUGCACCCAUGUAGAGACUUUUGUGUCAUCCACCCGUUUUGUGAAGUGUGAAAAAUGCCAUCACUUUUUUGUUGUGCUAUCUGAAGCCGACUCAAAGAAAAGCAUAAUUAAAGAACCCGAAUCAGCAGCAGAAGCUGUAAAAUUGGCAUUCCAACAGAAACCACCUCCUCCUCCCAAGAAGAUUUAUAACUACCUCGACAAGUAUGUUGUUGGCCAGUCAUUUGCUAAGAAGGUGCUUUCGGUUGCUGUGUACAAUCAUUAUAAGAGAAUAUAUAAUAAUAUCCCGGCUAAUCUGAGACAGCAAGCAGAGGUUGAGAAGCAGACAUCAUUAACACCUAGAGAGUUAGAAAUAAGAAGACGGGAGGAUGAAUACAGAUUUACAAAAUUGCUUCAGAUAGCUGGAAUCAGUCCACAUGGUAAUGCUUUAGGAGCAUCAAUGCAGCAACAAAUAAAUCAACAAAUACCUCAGGAAAAACGAGGAGGUGAAGUAUUGGAUUCUUCCCAUGAUGAUAUAAAACUUGAAAAGAGUAAUAUUUUGCUGCUUGGACCAACUGGGUCAGGUAAAACUCUGCUGGCACAAACUCUAGCUAAAUGCCUUGAUGUCCCAUUUGCUAUCUGUGACUGUACAACUUUGACUCAGGCUGGAUAUGUAGGUGAAGAUAUUGAAUCUGUGAUUGCCAAACUGCUCCAAGAUGCCAAUUAUAAUGUAGAAAAAGCACAACAAGGAAUUGUCUUUCUGGAUGAAGUAGAUAAGAUUGGCAGUGUGCCAGGCAUUCAUCAGUUACGGGAUGUAGGUGGAGAAGGCGUUCAGCAAGGCUUAUUAAAACUAUUAGAAGGCACAAUAGUCAACGUUCCAGAAAAGAAUUCACGCAAGCUACGUGGAGAAACAGUGCAAGUUGAUACAACAAACAUCCUGUUUGUUGCGUCUGGUGCUUUCAAUGGUUUAGACAGAAUCAUCAGCAGGAGAAAAAAUGAAAAGUAUCUUGGAUUUGGAACACCAUCUAAUCUGGGAAAAGGCAGAAGGGCUGCAGCUGCUGCAGACCUGGCCAAUCGAAGUGGAGAAUCAAAUACUCACCAAGAUAUUGAAGAAAAAGAUCGACUAUUACGUCACGUGGAAGCUAGAGAUCUCAUUGAAUUUGGCAUGAUUCCUGAGUUUGUGGGACGGUUGCCUGUGGUAGUUCCUUUGCAUAGCCUCGAUGAAAAAACACUUGUACAAAUACUAACUGAGCCACGUAAUGCUGUUAUUCCUCAGUACCAGGCUUUAUUCAGCAUGGACAAGUGUGAACUGAAUGUUACUGAGGAUGCUUUGAAAGCUAUAGCCAGAUUGGCACUAGAACGAAAAACAGGUGCACGAGGCCUUCGGUCAAUAAUGGAAAAGCUGUUAUUAGAACCAAUGUUUGAAGUUCCUAAUUCUGAUAUUGUUUGUGUGGAGGUUGACAAAGAAGUGGUAGAAGGGAAAAAGGAACCAGGAUAUAUCCGAGCUCCAACGAAAGAAUCAUCUGAAGAGGAAUAUGACUCUGGAGUUGAAGAAGAAGGGUGGCCUCGCCAAGCGGAUGCUGCUAACAGCUAAACUGUCAGACUUCUGUCCUGUAUAUAAAGCUUUUCCUUCCUUUGUUUAGGAUCAUAACUGUCUCUACAGUCUGACAUUAAAAGCAUUGGAUCUAUUUUGGAUAUCAUACAUGGUCAGAAACCUUUAGGAUAAAAACAGAUCAUGUAUAUUAUGUAACAUCACAUUGAUUUAUACAGAGGACAUUAUGUAGACUUUAAUGACAGAAUGUUAAGAGAAAACAAUGUACAUUAUUUUGGUUGUUUUUAAAAAAUAUGCUUUAACAAAAUUCUUAGGAGUUCUUUUAAGCAAUGCAGGUAUUGCAAUAACUGUGGAUUUUACAAUAAUGUUACUCUACAAAUGGGAAAAUAAAUU
This is a messenger RNA of Talpa occidentalis (Iberian mole), 2466 nucleotides long. RefSeq names its product caseinolytic mitochondrial matrix peptidase chaperone subunit X (gene CLPX). Gene Ontology annotation, cellular component: mitochondrial matrix. The transcript is spliced from 14 exons. Bases 184 to 2115 code for a protein of 643 amino acids. Gene Ontology annotation, molecular function: protein dimerization activity; zinc ion binding; ATP binding. NCBI's taxonomy places the organism in Eukaryota, Metazoa, Chordata, Mammalia, Eulipotyphla, Talpidae. The record is from RefSeq and is a predicted model, not a curated record. Gene Ontology annotation, biological process: protein catabolic process; proteolysis; protein folding.